CCAGCCCGCCUCCUGGGGACGCUGGGAAGUUUUUAGGCCAUCCAUCCCAGUUAGUACCACCUACAGAGAGGUAUAUAUAGACUAGGUAAUGAGCCCUUUGUUCGACUUCUCGUGGAAUCGACGUUGGUCUUCUACUGUGUUUCUGUUGCUGCUAUCCUGUCCCGUUUGAUCUGAAUCUGGCUCCCAUCUUACCCACCUACCUCAACACCCACCUUCGAGCAAGACGUGCAAUAGCAUCCUAGUCGCCUGGCCUUUCCAUUGAAUGACCUCCUUUACCCUGCUUGCUUGCCGUCACCUACGGACCCAACACACAUUCUGCCUCCUACCAUAUAGCCUCGACCAUGCUCUCCUGUGACCCCCUCGCGCCCGUCAACGGACAAGCGCCCCCGUCCUCCAACAAUAUCUCGAACGGAACUCAAGCUAUCCCUUCGUCUUCGAAUACGGCCUACCUUUCCAUGCCCGUGGUUUCUGGUGAUACCAAGUCCACUGGCGUUGUGUCGACUGCAACUGACCUGAAUGGUCACGGACAGCAUGCCGAACACCAUAUAUGGCUAGUAACAGGCCCUGCUGGCUGUGGGAAGAGCACUGUUGCAGAAUACCUUGCCGAAGCGUUGAGCCUGCCUUAUAUUGAGGGCGAUGAGUUCCACACCCCGGCAAACAUUGAGAAGAUGGGCAAUGGCAUCCCUCUCACGGAUGCUGAUCGCUGGGACUGGUUGGUUGCGCUCCGCGAAGAGUCUAUCCGCAAGCUCGAUGCUGGCUAUGCCGGCGCAGUAGUUACCUGCUCCGCCCUGAAGCGGAAAUACCGGGACGUCAUCCGGGUCGCCCCCUACUUCGUGCCGAACCUUCACCUUCACUUCAUCUAUCUCCACGCCCCCGCGGAAGUCCUCCUUAAGCGGGUGUUUAGCCGUCAGAACCAUUACAUGGGCGCCAACAUGGUGCACAGCCAGCUCGACAUCCUCGAGCCGCCAGCCCCGGACGAGACCGACGUCGUAAGGGUCGACGUGAGCCGAUCGGCCGAGGAGGUGAAGGCAGAUGUGUUGGACAAUGUCCUCAAGGUGAUGGACGCAAAUCGAUCAUAGGGAGGUUAUGUGACGACGGACACCGAAUCGACGGAUCUCAUCGGGCUAAUCUUUCCGCUCCUUCUUAAUCGUCAGGGAAUAGGGGGCUCUUUGGAUCACUUUUGUCAUCUGGAUGCACUUGGGCGCAAAUAUGGAUCUGGGACAUGCAGAGUCAUGGGUGUAAGGGAUGAUUUAUAUGAUAUGGAUAUUGCAUUUGACGGUGGACUUCUGGUUCAGCCCUGUCAGGGCGUUCAAAAGGUUGUCAUAUUCACCUGCCUGUACAGCCUUUGGUGUUGAUGCUCAGGGACGAGCGGCGACGAGAGUCGCGAGAGAGAACGUAAGAGAGAACGUAAACAUAGCAUCCACAGCUACGGACGAUAGCACAAGCAUGGGUUUUCACGUUUCUGGCGCUUACUGUCGAACCUGAGCUCCCUUUCGCAAAUAAAGGUUCUACGUCAUCCGCACUUCCUUCCCA
Messenger RNA from Phialemonium atrogriseum, 1533 nucleotides. Its product is annotated as P-loop containing nucleoside triphosphate hydrolase protein. Gene Ontology annotation, molecular function: gluconokinase activity. Gene Ontology annotation, cellular component: cytoplasm. Bases 342 to 1079 code for a protein of 245 amino acids. Lineage: Eukaryota; Fungi; Ascomycota; Sordariomycetes; Cephalothecales; Cephalothecaceae. The record is from RefSeq and is a predicted model, not a curated record. The transcript has 2 exons.